AUGCUUUCGGAAAGUCGGGAAUGUAUUAUGGCAUCAAAACAGUUGUCGACGUUUGACAUGAAUAAUGGAAAUGAUUCGAGAUAUGGUUUUGGUGGGGAUGAACCACAUCAAAUUAAAUUGUCAAUGGAAAAUGAGGAAAAUCAACACAAGCAAUCAAAUUACAGGUGAGUUGUUGUAAGGUGAGAUUUUGGAAUCCAACAUUUGGAUGGAAAAAAAUAAAUCAAGAAAUUCUAAACCUAACUUCAAACUAUAAUGAGAAUUUUAAAUCUGAGAAAAACUUAUGUGGAAAAUAUAAGUUUUUAAAGUUAGGAGCUUUUUUUCAAGUUCUAAACCUCAUAAUUUAACUUUUUAUUUAUUUUUGUUAGUUCAACUUUUUUCUCGAGAAAACUUCAAACAGAAAAUUUUAAGAAACUGAAAAUUUCACAAUCAAAAACACGGAAAGAGCAAAUUUUCCAUUUUCAAUUCUGAAAAUUUUCCAUCAUAGUUUUUCGUUUGAAAAAUUUUAAGUUUGAAGUUUUCUCAAAAAAAAGUUGAACUAACAAUUUUUAUCAAUAAAAAACUGGUGUAUUUUUUACUUUCAAAAUUUCAGGAGAACAUUUUUCAGUUCAAAAACAUUACGGAUAAACAAUUAGAUUUUCUUUGAAACAUUUUAUUUCCUAUAAAAAAUUUCAUCAAAAAAAUACUUUUUCAAAAAAUCAAUAAUUCUGAAAAUUCAAAAUAGGAAAUUUCUAUUCAGAAUCUAGCUUCGAAAUAUUUUUUCGGAAAAAAAACCAAAACUAAAAAUUUUCUAGAAACCAAGCUGAUGUAAAUCUAAACAGACGCAGUCCUAAAUCUGCUGUAAAACACUUCUAAAAAAAUUCCAAAAUUUUCAGACGCGAUCCCCAACCAAUUUCCGAAAACACACUCAAUCUCUUCGCCUGUAUAAUCGCGUAAGUUCCAUUAACUACACUACUGAAAAAUGCAACUAUUUUCAAAUUUUCAGCGCCGCAAUCGCAACAUUUGCUCUCGUCGGUCUCGCCAUCGCUCUAAUCGUCUUGGCUUUCAAAUAA
This is a messenger RNA of Caenorhabditis angaria, 1049 nucleotides long. NCBI's taxonomy places the organism in Eukaryota, Metazoa, Nematoda, Chromadorea, Rhabditida, Rhabditidae. The record is from the annotation of a GenBank genome assembly.